GCAAUCAACAUACUGCGAAAACCUCUCUACACAUUCUCUCUCUAAAAGAUUCAAAACUGUAGAAAUGUCUGCACGGGGGAGAGGACGCAGGGGAGGCGCUGGAGCCGGUCGCGGCCAGCAGCCGACGCCAUCAUCCGGACGUGGCGGCGGCUGUCACGGACGCGGUCCUUAUGGAGCUUGCAACGCUCCGCCUUCGACGGUGUACUCCUCUACCGUCCAGUACAAUCCUGCUCUAUCAUCCUCGGCGUUGAGCGACGAGGUCGAGCGGAAACUCACUCUAGACACGUCUGUUUCGUCCUCUUCUCAGCCGGAGCAACCGGCUUCAGUGGCUGUGUUGGAACAGGCCGAGCAGCAUCGGCCACCACCGGUAUCUUCGAAGGGCAUGAGGUUUCCGGUGAGACCAGGUUUUGGCACAGUUGGAAGGAAGGUGAUAGUGAAAGCGAAUCACUUUCUAGUUCAAGUGGCUGAGAGAGAUCUGACGCAAUACGAUGUUUCUAUUUCUCCUGAGGUGACCUCAAAGAAAGUGUGCAGGGAAAUUAUGAGCCAACUUAUCAAAACUUACGGUGCUUCUCAUCUGAGUCAACGAAUGUUGGCCUAUGAUGGAAGAAAGAGUGCUUACUCCGCAGUUCCACUGCCCUUCACAUCCAAGGAUUUUGUUGUCAAGCUUGUUGACAAAGAUGGAGCCAGGAGGGAGCGUGAUUUCAAGGUGUCAAUAAAAUUUGCCUCUACUGCUGAUCUUUUUCAUCUUAAGGAAUUCAUACAGAGAAGACUGCUUGAUGCCCCCCAAGAAACCAUUCAAGCUCUUGAUAUUGUUCUGAGAGAGAAGCCAUCCAUCAAUUAUGAAGUUGUUGGAAGGUCCUUCUUUUCUCCGCAGUUGGGAGAUAUGGGGAAUCUUGGUGACGGGUUGGUAUAUUGGAAAGGAUUCUAUCAAAGUCUCCGUCCAACCCAGAUGGGCCUCUCUCUAAACAUUGACAUGUCCGCCAGAGCAUUUUAUGAGCCGAUUCUAGUUUCUGAUUUUGUUGCCAACUACUUGCGUCGGGAUCUAACAAGGUCCUUGUCAGAUCAAGAUCGUAUUAAGGUGAAAAGGACUUUGAAAGGUCUUAGAGUUGAGCUCAAUCAUAUGGAGCAUGUCAAACAUUACAAAAUAUCAGGCUUGUCAACUGUACCAGCACAACAGUUGAUGUUUUCCUUGGAUGAUACGGGGGCAAAAAUAUCUGUAGCGCAAUAUUUUCGACAAAAGUACAAUAUUGCACUCAAGUUUCCUCACUUGCCUGCAAUUCAGGCUGGCAGUGAUAAAAAGCCUAUAUAUUUUCCAAUGGAGGUUUGUAAGAUUGUUGGUGGGCAAAGGUAUUCACGGAAGUUGAAUGAGAAACAAGUUACUGCACUUUUAAAAGCAACCUGCCAACGUCCUCAACAAAGAGAACGAAGCAUCAUUGAGAUGGUCAACUCUAACAAUUACAAUGGUGACAUGCUUGUGAACAAAGAGUUUGGGAUUCAGGUUAGGCCUGAACUCUCAUCCAUUGAAGCAAGGGUUUUGCCAGCUCCGAUGCUGAGAUAUCAUGAGACUGGACGUGAAUCUCGUGUUGAGCCAAGAGUAGGAGUAUGGAAUAUGAUUGACAAGAAAAUGGUUAAUGGUGGCAAAGUGGAAUUCUGGACGUGCAUAAACUUCUCGCAGAGAUUCAAUGUUGAUGUAGACAGGUUUUGCAAUGAAUUAAUUGGCAUGUGUAAUAGCAAAGGGAUGGAAUUCAAUCCAAGACCUUUGGUUCCUAUUCGAUCUGCUCAUCCUGGUCAGAUAGAGAAGGCCCUCUUUGAUUUGCACACAGAUUCUUCAACUAGACUGAAGAACUUGGAACUGACUGGGAGACAACUUCAGUUACUAAUAGUCGUUUUGCCUGAUGUCAGCGGGUCUUAUGGUCAGAUCAAGCGAGUUUGCGAAACAGAGUUGGGAAUCGUCUCUCAAUGUUGUCAGCCCAGGCAUGCAUCCAGAUACAAUAAACAAUAUCUUGAGAAUGUUGCUCUGAAAGUCAAUGUGAAGGUCGGUGGCCGAAAUACUGUUCUGGAACAGGCUAUUAUUGGAAGAAUUCCUUAUCUAACUGAUUGCCCUACAAUCAUAUUUGGGGCUGAUGUAACUCAUCCUCAACCAGGGGAGGAUUCCAGCCCUUCUAUUGCUGCGGUGGUGGCUUCAGUUGACUGGCCGCAAGUAACAAAAUACAGAGGGUUGGUUUCUGCACAAUCUCACCGGGUAGAGAUUAUACAAGAUCUUUACAAAACAACUGAAGAUCCUAUUAGAGGCAUUGUUCAUAGUGGCAUGAUAAGGGAACUGUUGAUUGCAUUCUUCAAGUCUACUGGUCAUAAGCCUUGUAGAAUUAUCUUCUACCGUGAUGGUGUUAGUGAAGGGCAGUUUAACCAAGUUCUUUUGCAUGAAAUGAAUGCAAUCAGGAAGGCUUGUGUUUCCAUUGAAGAAACUUAUCUACCACCUGUUACCUUUGUUGUGGUUCAAAAAAGGCACCAUACACGUCUCUUCCCUGCCAAUCAUGGGGAUCGAAAUACAACAGACAAGAGUGGAAACAUUUUGCCAGGUACUGUCAUUGAUACCAAGAUAUGCCACCCCAGUGAGUUUGAUUUUUACCUCUGUAGCCAUGCUGGGAUUCAGGGAACUAGCCGCCCCACACAUUACCAUGUGCUGUUUGAUGAGAACAAAUUCAGCGCUGAUGCUCUGCAGCUGUUAACCAAUAGUUUGUGUUAUACGUAUGCUAGGUGUACUCGAUCAGUCUCUAUAGUUCCUCCUGCUUAUUAUGCCCAUCUGGCUGCAUUUCGUGCUCGAUACUAUGUCGAAGGUGGUGAGCUCUCUGACAGUGGAUCUGCUCCUGGAAGAGACGUGGCAACUAGGGAGAAGAAUUUGGAGGUUCGCUCACUUCCUGCAAUCAAGGAUAAUGUCAAGGAUGUGAUGUUUUAUUGCUAGAGGGCACUUUAUUUAAUAACUUUUAAGAGUUUUAGCAAGUGUUUGGAGGUUUUGCUGGGUGAUCUGGCUAACAUUAAGACGUUUUUUGCUGCGGAUAGUUUCUUGCAAACCUUUUCAUGUAUAUCUUUUUAAGAUGCUCCUUUUAAUUUAUGUUUUAAUAUAUGUAGCAAGAGAAAAUGGCUUGUUCUUC
Messenger RNA from Olea europaea var. sylvestris, 3152 nucleotides. Its product is annotated as protein argonaute MEL1-like. Gene Ontology annotation, molecular function: protein binding; RNA binding. The record is from RefSeq and is a predicted model, not a curated record. Gene Ontology annotation, cellular component: cytoplasm. Bases 65 to 2962 code for a protein of 965 amino acids. Gene Ontology annotation, biological process: regulatory ncRNA-mediated post-transcriptional gene silencing. NCBI's taxonomy places the organism in Eukaryota, Viridiplantae, Streptophyta, Magnoliopsida, Lamiales, Oleaceae. The transcript has 22 exons.